AUGACCUUUAUUCAUGGUAUCCGUUUGUCGCAUUCUUCCCGGGACACCCUGUGUAUAUAUUAUUUAUUACCUUCUGUUAUUUCUUUUCUCUAUGAUAUCUAGUGGAAGUUGGCUAUAAAGUAGAGGUGCGAGAUAUAAUGUAUGUAAUGAAUGAUCUUUGUGGAACUGUUUUUUUCAUUUUCGACAUGUGAAGAUGAUUUCCUUUUAUUUCUAUAAUUCUUUGGAGGUAUCCCAAGAUUGUGUUGGUACUUUAAAAAAGGCACAUCAAUCCAUAGAGCUAUCUUACAGAGCAUACUCUUGAUAGUUCAUAUAACUUUUCUGUUGGGUAGGUGAGUGGCUUUCCGUAAAUGUUUUUUAUUAUCCACUUUUGUAAAAUUUCCACUUUUUUGUAGUAAAAGAAGUCGCUAUUCCACCCCAUACCAGUACACCAUAGCUUAUGAGUUUCAACUAACGCAUAAUACACUUUCAUCAUUUCAUCUAGUUCGCAUAUCUCAAGGAUUUAAUUUUGCUUAGUUACCUUACUAUUGUUUACUACUAAUUUUGAUUGUUUUUGCAAUUUUAAAUGUGAGCCUACCAUUUUUUGAGUAUUUCGUACUUGAAAAGAUAAAUUAUUACCAUUUUUCACUUUUUAAGCUGGAGAACAAGAGAACGAAGAAGAUGUAAAUGAAUUUCAGAUAAUAUGAUAAUUUUAAAAGAAAGUUUUCGUGGUGGAGAAAAACCUGUGAUAGUGAAAAAGGAAGAAGAGAAAAGUUAAUCGUUUUCGAUGUUGGGGAUCGAAUCAGCUUCUAUUGUUGGAUUUGAUUUAAAAAAAGAAUAUAAUCGUGAAUAAAACGACAAAUAAAUUCACUAAUGGCGAAAAGAUGGCGCACCCUACCCUUAAAUCACGGAUACUGCAGGGUCCAUAACACAGAGCACUAAUUAUAUCUUAAAAUAGAAUAUAGAAUAGAAUGUAUCUUAGAAUAUUCCACAGUAUAGUGAUAUAUCCGUAGCAUAGAUAAGUCACAGAUUUACUAAUUUUCAGUUAUUUUCUAUACUUCGUUAAUCUAUGGUUAUUCUAUAUUUCUAUGGAAUAUUCAAUGUAAUGUAUUUUAAAAAUCAAUAGAGAAGGAAUGAACAAUAAUCCAAACAUUUCUAGAAUUAAUUGAAUAAUUAAACUUAUUUUCAUGUACGUAUCACGAAAAUGAAGAAACAAAAUGUGCGAACAUUGUCGCUGGUAGUUUGUACAUUUACUUAUUUAUUAAUUGGUGCAGCUGUUUUUGAUGCAUUAGAGUCGAAAGAAGAAAGUAAAAGGGAUGAAUUACUUAAAGUUUCCUCUAACUCCCUUAGAAAGAAAUAUAAUAUUUCUGAAGAGGAUUAUAGAAUGAUAGAAUUGGUGAUAACAGAAUAUAAACCACAUAAAGCUGGUCCACAAUGGAAGUUUGCAGGUGCCUUCUAUUUUGCAACCGUUGUUUUGGCUAUGAUAGGAUAUGGACAUUCAACCCCAGUAACUGCUGGAGGAAAAGCUUUUUGUAUGGGAUAUGCAAUGGUUGGCAUUCCUUUGGGAUUGGUCAUGUUUCAAAGUAUAGGAGAACGACUCAAUAAAUUUGCUUCAAUUGUUAUUCGCCAAAUAAAAAAGUAUCUGAAUUGUGUUAAAAUAGAAGCAACAGAAAUGAAUCUAAUGUUUGCAACUGGAAUGCUUUCGUCGAUAAUAAUCACUACGGGUGCUGCAGUCUUCUCCCGAUAUGAAGGAUGGACAUAUUUUGAUAGUUUCUAUUAUUGCUUUGUCACUUUAACUACAAUAGGAUUUGGAGAUUAUGUAGCUCUUCAGAAUGACAAUGCCUUGAAGGACAAACCAGGAUAUGUUGCAUUGAGCUUGGUAUUCAUACUAUUCGGCUUAGCAGUUGUUGCUGCUAGUAUAAAUUUGCUUGUUCUACGUUUUAUGACUAUGAAUGCUGAGGAUAUUCGCAGGGAUGAACAAGAUCUCCAAUCCUCAUCUCAUCAUGUUCUCACGCUUGAUGGGGAGGUCAUGGCUGUGAAUGGAAAACUCUUAGCAGGACAUGCUUACAUGGAAGAAUCUGAAAUUGAUCAAAUAUCGGUUUGUUCAUGUAAUUGUUUGGGCUUGAAUCAUGGGGACAAUAGAGAAUUAUUAUUGAAUACUAGCUAUCAUCCUUCUCAUACUGUUUUAAUGACAAAUUUCAAUGUGAAAAGAGCGUCUGUAUGACAACUCUGAAUGGUUAUCAUCUUCCUCAAAAAAAAAGGUUGAAAUGAUGAAACAAAGUAACUUCCACUUGCGAGAUCUUGGGUCUGCAGACAUUUUCUCUUCGAUUGUUUAUAAUGAUAUAUGUAGGAUAUUGUAUUUGUAAAUUAUUACAAUUCCGACAAUCUUCUAUAUUCUGAAUAGACCAGUAGCCGUCUGUCAUUAUAUUCCGUUCAAUUCAUCAGAAAUUAUAUAUGAACUGAAUUGUGAUUAAUUGUAAAAGUUCGCAGUGUCUCAAAUCAUUAUUUGGUUGUUAAACGGCGCCAGACAGAUAGCGAGAAUUCGAACUAUUCUGAAAAGCGCCACCUUACAGAAAGAACUCUGGUAACCAAAGCAACAGGUGGACUAUCUCAAAAAUUCUGAAACAAAAUCGAAUCAGUGCACACACCAGGGUUUCUAUGCAUCUUAGUCCAUAAUAAUUAUAUAACGAGCGUUCAAAUAAAUUAUGAUCAAGAGU
Harmonia axyridis is the source of this 2693-nucleotide messenger RNA. RefSeq names its product two pore potassium channel protein sup-9 (gene Task7). Lineage: Eukaryota; Metazoa; Arthropoda; Insecta; Coleoptera; Coccinellidae. Gene Ontology annotation, molecular function: potassium ion leak channel activity. The coding region runs from base 1181 to 2200 and encodes 339 amino acids. Gene Ontology annotation, cellular component: membrane. The record is from RefSeq and is a predicted model, not a curated record. Gene Ontology annotation, biological process: stabilization of membrane potential; potassium ion transmembrane transport. The transcript is spliced from 6 exons.